Molecule: messenger RNA, 597 nt
Organism: Zasmidium cellare ATCC 36951
Lineage: Eukaryota; Fungi; Ascomycota; Dothideomycetes; Mycosphaerellales; Mycosphaerellaceae
Exons: 3
Coding region: 1-597 (198 amino acids)
Source: RefSeq, a predicted model, not a curated record
AUGUCUCUCCAGCAAGCGGCGCUGCCGGUGCCGUCGAUGACCAAGGAGCACCUUUCGACUUCUGCUCCUUACAAAAACUUCAAACUGAGCGUUGCGGUCUCCACUGCCCCCAUGCCUAUGCCCGCUGCCGCCGACCCAACAGCUUUCGACUUCUCGCAAGAACUCCAAACAGACGACGCACACCUCUCUCCACAAAAACACCAACUCCUUGCAAAGAACGCCAAGCCGAGCGCCCCCGCCCCUACUGCCAACGUCCCCGCCCUCACCCCGGCCCACGCCCAACGAAUGAAGCAGCGACCAGGUAGAACAGACAUACCAGGGAGCCGGUUUCGACCUCUCACAGAAAACUCAAACUCGCGCCGCAGCAGUGGUACGCACCCACCACCACCAUCACCAGCAGAGCAAGCAGCAACCAGGACCACCUUGCGACUUCUUACAAAGAAGCAGAGCAAUGCACACAGGUUCGCUGGAGAAUUGUACAUCGGUGUCAGCAUCUCGGCUUUCGAAAAGUUACCGUGCGACGCCACUGCCACCACCGCUUCCACUCGCAAAGCUGUGCCACAAGGUGUAGCGAACAGUCGGAGCAGGUCAACGUGA